AUGAGGGCCUCAAUUGCAUCGUCACUUCUCUAUAUUGCUCUGGCUGUAGGUCAGAGCCUACCCUCACGCAUUGUGUACCAAUUCCCAACCAAGCCCAACUGGAUCGAAAACAUUGCCGUUCGCAGGAAUGGCAACCUUCUUUUACCUCUCCUUACUUCUCCCGAACUCUACCAAGUCGCCAAACCGUGGGAGAAGUCGCCAUCCACAGAGCUCGUCCACCGGUUCUCAGACUUGAAUGGCCUUCUCGGCAUCACCGAGACUUGCCCCGACACAUUCGUGGUGGUAGGCGGCAACUUCUCAGGCAUCGGUGUCAGCGUUCCCGGUACCUUUUCGGCAUGGGAGGUCAGCAUCGCAGACAAGAAGACCACGGCAAGCAAGAUCGUCAACGUCCCAGAGGCCGCCUUCCUGAAUGGCGUAGUCGCUCUGCCGUGGGACCGCAACAUUGUUCUCAUUGCCGAGUCCGCGCUUGGCAAAGUGUACAGACUCGAUGUCAAAGCCAAGAAAUAUGAGACCAUCCUAGGCGGUCAAGAUCUUGAGCCUGCAGCUGACGCGGUGCCAGCCAUUGGAGUUAACGGUGUGCGAAUUCGUGGAGACUAUUUGUACUGGAGCCACAGUUCCCUGAGAAAGGUCUUCAGGGUCAAACUUGAUCGCUCGGGGAGAGUUGCGGCAAAGGCCACCAUCGACCAGAUUGCCAAUGUGAACACCACCGCUGUGUUUCUCGACGACUUUGCUUUUGACAAGAAGGGCGGGAUCUGGGCCGCGACCAACAUUGAUAAUAAACUUGUUUACAUCACACCCGAGGGGAAGGGCACCGUCGUGGCCGGCUCAGAGACGGAACUGACUGUCGCUGGAGGGACUGCCACUGCUUUCGGACGGAAUGUCAAGGACAAGGGAGUCUUGUAUGUUGUUACUGGGGGAUCUCUUGCGUCUCCGGUCAAUGGAACAAUCACGGAGCCGGGAAAGGUAGUAGCUUUCGACACGCACAGCUAUGAUUUGUAA
Molecule: messenger RNA, 999 nt
Organism: Colletotrichum fioriniae
Lineage: Eukaryota; Fungi; Ascomycota; Sordariomycetes; Glomerellales; Glomerellaceae
Source: RefSeq, a predicted model, not a curated record